AUGGCCAUUGAGAUCGAGACUUUCGAAGUCCCCGGGGCGCGGACUUACUUCGGCAACACUUUACCUUAUGGCCUCCAAGUGAAGCAGACAGGAACUGCCACCCCUGCCGUCGAAGAUACAGCUGCGGCUCUACGAAAGCUAGGGGAAUCAGGCAAACUUCAAGAGCUUCUGGAACGCCACGGUGCAGUUCUAGUUCGCGGGACGGGCCACCCGUCCGCAGACACGUUCGCCAAGCUCGUUGGUGCCGCUGAGGAAGGUCGCGGUUCUCAUCCCCAUGUGCAGAUCGGCUUGGCUGGAAAGAGAACACCCUUGGCGGAGAAUGUAUGGACUGCGAACGAAGGCUCGCCGUUGACGCGGUUUUAUCAACAUAACGAGGCGUAUGCCGUACAGUACUCGAGAUACACGCGCUUCCCUUCUAAUAUCCACUUCUACUGCGUCAAAAAGGCACCAAAAGGUGGCGCAACGCCCAUCGCCAACAGCGCCAAUGUCUUCGAAAAGGUCCAAGCUGAGAUUCCCGAGCUUGUAGAGCAAGUGCACAAGCGUGGAUUGGGCAUGAAGAUGGUCUUUCGCGCACCUGGAAACGAAGCUAAGGUCAACUCAUUCAACUGGGCGGGGGAGCACAGCUUCGGGCAGGAGUUGGUCCCCGGCGACGACGAAGCUACGACGCGCCAAAAGGUCGAAAAGCAAGUGCGCAAAUUGACAGAUGACUUCAAUUGGCAAGAGGAUGGAACUCUUGAGUUGACUCAGCACAUUCCAGACCUGUCUGGUUCAAUGGACUUGUAG
Molecule: messenger RNA, 783 nt
Organism: Colletotrichum chrysophilum
Lineage: Eukaryota; Fungi; Ascomycota; Sordariomycetes; Glomerellales; Glomerellaceae
Exons: 4
Coding region: 1-783 (260 amino acids)
Molecular function (GO): oxidoreductase activity
Source: RefSeq, a predicted model, not a curated record